CGUACCCACCUCCCCCCAGUCCCCGCCCGUUCGCCCCGCGGCUUAUCCACCACCACCACUCCACCGCCGGGCCGGAUCGAUCGGGAUCGCGCCGCCGCCGCCGCCGCCGCCGCCGCCAUCCGCGCCCGCGGGGAUCCUGCUCCUACCAUGCUGCGGCGCUGCGCCCUUGCCCGACCGUGCCGGCCCGCCGAACCGCGCCUCCCGCUCCCCGACGACCACCCGCCCGUCGCCGUCUUCUCCUUCCUCUUCAUCCCCACCUAAAUUGAUCGCCCCGCCGCGCGGUCCCGGCGGCCCUCCUCGGCGGCGCUGGGAGGACGAGCAGCGGGCGGAUCGCCGCCGCGCGCGCGUCGUCCGGCCGGGCGGGAUGAGCCGGGAGGGGCAGAAGCUCGACUGCGCCGCCGGCGCCGGCGGCGUCGGGAUCGGGGUGCUGUCGCUGGACCUGCUGGGCCAGGUGCUCGACCGCCUGCGCGAGCCGCGGGACCGCAAGGCGUGCCGCGUCGUCAGCCGCGCCUUCGAGCGCGCCGAGGCCGCGCACCGCCGCGCGCUGCGGGUGCUCCGGCGGGAGCGCCUCCCGCGCCUGCUCCGCGCGUUCCCGGCGCUCGAGCGCCUCGACCUCUCCGCCUGCGCCUCGCUCGACGACGCCUCGCUCGCCGCGGCCGUCGCCGGCGCCGGAGGGGGCCUCGCGGGGCUCCGCCGCGUGUGCCUGGCCCGGGCCAGCGGGGUCGGGUGGCGCGGGCUCGAGGCGCUCGUCGCCGCAUGUCCCAGGCUGGAGGCCGUCGACCUGUCGCACUGCGUCGGCGCCGGGGACCGCGAGGUCGCGGCGGUGGCGGCCGCGGCCGGGCUCAGGGACCUCAGGCUGGACAAGUGCCUCGCUGUCACGGACAUGGGGCUCGCCAAGGUGGCUGUCGGGUGCCCCAGGCUGGAGAAGCUCAGUGUCAAGUGGUGCCGUGAGAUUUCUGACAUCGGAAUUGAUCUGCUCGCCAAGAAAUGCCCCGAGCUCCGCAGCCUCAACAUCUCCUACCUCAAGGUGGGUAAUGAAUCCCUUAGAUCAAUAUCUACACUUGAGAAGCUCGAGGAGUUGGCAAUGGUUGGUUGCUCAUGUAUAGAUGAUGAAGGCCUGGAAUUACUGAGCAAGGGGAGCGACUCACUGCAGAGUGUUGAUGUGUCAAGAUGUGAUCAUGUGACUUACCAGGGAUUAGCUUCACUCAUAGAUGGUCGCAAAUUUCUCCAGAAGUUACAUGCUGCAGAUUGUUUGCAUGAGAUAGGACAGUGUUUUCUGUCCAAGUUGUCAACACUGAAGGAAACCUUGACUGUGUUGAAACUCGAUGGUCUUGGAGUCUCAGACUCUCUCCUUCAAGCCUUUGGUGAAGGUUGUAACAACCUGGUUGAGAUUGGACUUAGCAAAUGCAGUGGCGUUACAGAUGAAGGAAUCUCAUCUCUUCUAGCUCGAUGUAGUGACCUAAAGACAAUUAAUCUCACAUGCUGCAAUCUCAUCACCAAUAAUGCGCUUAAUUCAAUAGCGGACAACUGUAAGAUGCUUGAAUGCUUGCUGUUAGAAUCCUGCUCUUUGAUAAAUGAGAAGGGAAUAAAGCAAAUUGCAACUUGUUGCCCCAAUCUUAAGGAGAUAGACCUCACUGACUGUGGAGUGAAUGAUGCAGCGCUGGAGUACUUGGCUAAAUGUUCUGAACUGCGAAUAUUGAAAUUAGGCCUAUGCUCAAGUAUUUCCGACAAAGGCAUUGCUUUUAUUAGUUCAAACUGUGGCAAGCUCGUGGAGCUUGACCUCUACCGGUGCAACUCCUUUACUGAUGAUGGGCUGGCAGCUUUAGCAAAUGGCUGCAAGAAGAUUAAGUUGUUAAACUUGUGCUACUGCAACAAGAUUACUGAUAGUGGUUUGGGCCACUUAGGCUCUCUGGAGGAGCUUACAAAUCUUGAGCUGAGGUGCUUGGUCCGCAUCACGUGCAUAGGGAUCUCGUCGAUUGCAAUCGGAUGCAAGAGCCUGAUAGAACUGGAUUUGAAACGUUGCUAUUCGGUUGACGAUGCUAGUCUGGGGGCCCUUGCUCGUAAUGCUUUGAACCUUAGACAGCUUACCAUAUCAUACUGCCAAGUCACCGGCUUGGGCCUGUGCCACCUGCUGAGCUCCCUGCGGUGCCUCCAGGACAUUAAGAUGGUGCACCUCUCGUGGGUCUCCAUAGAAGGGUUUGAGAUGGCGCUGCGAGCGGCCUGUGGGAGGCUGAAGAAGCUGAAGAUGCUCACCGGGUUGAAGACCGUGCUGUCCCCGGAGCUCCUCCAGAUGCUGCAGGCGUGCGGCUGCCGAAUAAGAUGGGUCAACAAGCCUCUUGUCUACAAGGACUGCUGAAGCCGCGUUCGUCACAUUGCCUCUGCAGCAGCAACACCUGUGUGGAUCAUGAAUUCAAGAUCUUCCAAGCUUUGCUUCAACGUAAGUUGUGACCCAUGUGAGUGAAGAUAGUCUCCAAUAAUCGUUGGGGGCGUAAGCUCCUGCCCCCAGGUUGUGAUUAUGUUGUCUACCUUUCGGGCGCCGUCUUGCGGCGUUUGUUGUCUUGGGCCCAGACGCCCAGUAUAUGUACACUGAGGAAUCGGUACAGUUCAUGUAUCAGGUUAGUUUGUGCAUAGCCUGCAGCGGAAUCAUCCUGUUUCUGGGAUUAGUUAGUGUAUUUGUUGCUUCAUUUCGCAUGGUUUGAGAUGAAACAAUCAUAACAGAAUAUGAUCGGUGUUCUGCAUCACAGGUUGUUCCUUCCCUCAACUGCCAUCAUGUCUCAGUUGAUAUGUACAUACUUCUCUAUUUUCAUGUUAUUAGAGGUGGUGAACGAUCGCGCGUCAUGUAGACUUUAUAGUUUGUAUAUACUGCUGCAUGUAAAUUACCAUGUUGCGUCUCUGCUGUA
This is a messenger RNA of Panicum virgatum (switchgrass), 2900 nucleotides long. RefSeq names its product F-box/LRR-repeat protein 3-like. The record is from RefSeq and is a predicted model, not a curated record. The transcript has 7 exons. Gene Ontology annotation, biological process: SCF-dependent proteasomal ubiquitin-dependent protein catabolic process. Gene Ontology annotation, cellular component: SCF ubiquitin ligase complex. Bases 365 to 2356 code for a protein of 663 amino acids. NCBI's taxonomy places the organism in Eukaryota, Viridiplantae, Streptophyta, Magnoliopsida, Poales, Poaceae. Gene Ontology annotation, molecular function: protein binding.